GCGUUGACUGACAGGCGCACACAUACACACUCGGCCACGCGCGCGCCGCCCGGCCCCACUCGCGCAGCGCGGGCCUUCGCCGGCCGCAUUGUCCGUCGGCCGAUCACGCCACGUCCCGUGUCUCAGCUCUCGGUGCGUCGGAGCCCCGGACCCGAUCCCCGCUACGGCCCAGCGCCAGGCGCCCCCCUUGGGACCCGGACGCAGAAAGGGGGCGCGCCCAGCCGCGGACGGAGCAGCCGCUGCAGCAGUCUUUCUUCAGAAGGGUCCCCAUUCCACCUCAUCAUGUCAAGACGAAGCCAGCGCCUCACACGCUACUCCCAGGGUGAUGACGACGGCAGUAGCAGCAGUGGAGGGAGCUCAGUGACAGGAAGCCAGAGCACCCUGUUUAAAGACAGUCCUCUCAGGACCUUGAAGAGGAAAUCCAGCAACAUGAAGCACCUGUCCCCAGCACCACAGCUGGAUCCCUCCUCUGAUUCCCACACCUCCUACUACAGCGAGUCUGUGGUCCGGGAGUCCUACAUAGGCAGCCCCCGGGCCGCGUCCCUUGCCAGGAGUGCCCUCCUCAGUGACCGCCUGCAGAGUGAGCCCUACUGGAGUGAGGACCUGCGGAUGAGGAGGAGAAGAGGCACAGGCGGCAGUGAGAGCAGCAAGGCCAAUGGACUCACUACAGAGAAAAAGACCUCAGAGGACUUUUUCGGCUCUUCCUCGGGCUACUCCUCCGAGGAUGACUUCGCAGGCUAUACGGACACCAACCAGCACAGUUCAGGGUCAAGGUUAAAGAGUGCAGCAUCUCAGGCAGGCUCUCUUGUCUGGAUGCUGGUUACUUUCCCAGGUCGGCUCUUCAGUCUUCUCUAUUGGUGGGUUGGCACCACCUGGUACCGCCUGACAACAGCUGCCUCCCUCCUGGAUGUUUUUGUCUUAACGAGGUCCAGGCGCUUCUCGUCUCUGAAGACUUUCCUGUGGUUUCUGCUGCUCCUGCUGCUCCUGACCGGCCUGACUUAUGGUGCUUGGUACUUCUACCCUUUUGGACUGCAGACAUUCCACCCAGCUGUGGCCUCCUGGUGGGCAGCAAAGGGCAGAAGACAGUCCGAGGUGUGGGAAUCCAGAGAAGCCUCACCACACUUCCAGGCUGAGCAGCACAUUCUCUCCCGGGUACACUCCCUGGAGCGGCGCCUGGAAGCUCUUGCUGCUGAAUUUUCCUCAAACUGGCAGAAAGAGGCCAUUCGCCUGGAACGCCUAGAGCUGCGGCAAGGGACUCUUGGCCCAGGAGGUGGUGGUGGCCUGAGCCAUGAGGAUACCCUGACUCUCCUGGAAGGGCUGGUGAGCCGGCGUGAGGCCGCCCUGAAGGAAGACUUCCGCAGGGACACUGCUGCUCGUAUCCAGGAGGAAUUGGUCACCCUGAGGGCAGAGCAUCACCAAGACGCAGAAGACCUCUUCAAGAAGAUCGUCCAGACCUCUCAGGAAUCCGAGGCUCAUGUCCAGCAGUUGAAGACAGAGUGGCAAAGGAUGACCCAGGAGGCCUUCCAGGAGAGCUCUGAGAAGGAGCUGCGGCGGCUGGAGGCCCAGCUGGCUGGCCUGCGGCAGGAGCUGGCUGCCCUGACUCUAAAGCAGAACUCAGUGGCAGAUGAAAUAGGCUUACUGCCACAGAAGAUCCAGGCUGCUCGGGAUGAUGUGGAAUCCCAAUUCCCUGCCUGGGUCAGUCAGUUCCUUCUCCGAGACGGGGGUGUUCGCACUGGACUCCUGCAGAAAGAGGAGAUGCGUGCACAGCUGCAGAAGCUGGAGAGCAAGAUCCUCGCCCAUGUGGCUGAGAUGCAGGGCAAGUCAGCUAAGGAGGCUGCAGCUUCUCUGGGACAGACACUGCAGAAAGAAGGUGUGGUUGGAGUGACAGAGGAGCAAGUGCACCGGAUUGUCAAGCAGGCUCUACAGCGCUACAGUGAGGACCGCAUUGGGAUGGUGGACUAUGCCCUGGAAUCAGGAGGGGCCAGUGUCAUCAGCACCCGGUGCUCUGAGACCUAUGAGACAAAGACUGCCCUCCUCAGCCUCUUCGGCAUCCCCUUGUGGUACCACUCGCAGUCACCCCGAGUCAUUCUUCAGCCAGACGUGCAUCCAGGCAACUGUUGGGCCUUCCAGGGGCCCCAGGGUUUUGCUGUGGUCCGGCUCUCUGCCCGUAUCCAUCCCACAGCUGUCACCUUAGAGCAUGUGCCCAAGGCUUUGUCACCCAACAGCACCAUCUCCAGUGCUCCCAGGGACUUCGCCAUCUUUGGUUUCGAUGAAGACCUGCAGCAGGAGGGGACGCUCCUUGGCACAUUCACCUAUGAUCAGGAUGGAGAGCCUAUCCAGACCUUCUACUUCCAGGCCCUGAAGAUGGCUACAUACCAAGUGGUGGAACUUCGGAUCCUGACCAACUGGGGCCACCCUGAGUACACAUGCAUCUACCGCUUCCGGGUACAUGGGGAGCCUGUCCACUAGCCCUUUGAGAUCUUGUGCCUGCUGCUGGCCAUCUGGGAGGCUCACCCCUCCCAGCAUCUGCCCCUGCUCUGGGAGUAGGUGCACUGCAUCUUGCCAUUGCCCCUACAUGCUUGAGCCGCACUCUUUCAGGAGCAAAAGAGGCCUGGCCCCAGGGAGAAGGACUGUACAGCGAUUCUGUACAGCCAGGCAGCUCCAUGGCCAGUAGGCUCCAGCAGCUCCCCUAGUCCUUCCUCUCAAGCCAGUUGUCUACCACAGGGUGUAUAUAUGUAGCAUACUUUGGGGGACUAAGAGGCAGGGAAGUGAGACUGACUGCAUUUGGUGGAAGGAUUGGUUCCAGGGAACUCCUGGUAGGUGCCAAAGCCAUGAGCAGGCUGAGUUAGGGCCCCAGGGAGGUGAGCUGGGUGUCUUGUGGCUACUUAGGAGGAGGGUGCUUAGCACUAUGCAGCUGGGACUGUCUCAGGCAGAGGGCUCAGGGGCUGUUGUGCUCCUGCAUGGCAGGAGCCAUGGCCCACAGACCCCUGGUGUCACUAGAAGCUUGCAUUUGUUCUGACAAGAGGGAGCCAUGUGGCUUGGGCCCCUGUAUCCUGGAAGGGAUGGGUUCCUGUGUGCCUGUCAUGGCUGUGAGCUGUGCCAAUCUGGAGGACCACUGCUUUUUCUCCUGAUGUGGGUGAGGGUCUACUCUGUCCCAUUCUUGCUAUAGCCUGCCUGUGCCCUUCAGCAAGCUUUCUAGUCCCCAGGCUGUCAUGGGACCCUAGCCUGUCUUCUGGGCCAUUCUGUCUGGGGCAGGAAAGAAGGGACCAGAGGACUUCCUAGGUUCUCUUUGUCCACUGCCAAUUGCCAUGGUAUGGUUUGGUGUGUCAGCUGGGGCGGGGGGGGGGGCUGCUACUGCUGCAGUAGCCCUCCUCACCUAAUCAGAUCCCAGGAGGGACCCACCCUUAAGUAACCCCCCCCCCAGCCCUCUGCCUUGCUUAGAUUCCCUGUCCUUUCUGGCUCCUUCUCUAUGGGAGCAGUUGGGUGGGGGCUGGGAAGGAGGUUGGCAGAAGUAACCUUGUGUGGGGAAGAGGAAGGGCUUUUAAGAUAACAGGCCCUGCUCUAUUAUGUAUAUACUUCUCAGGGUCUGGUUUUAACUGAAAAGCUACGUCCUAGAACCCUAGCCUCAUUCUGAGGGGCAUCAGCUGUUACUCAGUUCCUAGUUCCAGGCCGCUGAGAGGUGCUUGGUUCUGGCCUGUGGGGAGGGCGGGGAGGAGCUGCUGGGCAGGCAGAGGUUCAUGGUUCUGGUGAGAGGGCACCCUGCACAGCCCUGCCCCCAGGGCUUGUUUUGCGCUCUCUUGUCACAAAUGCUGCACUGUUGCGUUAAUUUUUUUAAUCUCCAGAUUCUAAUUUAUGCCUAUGCAAAAAAUAAAGGAUGCCCAGGAUCAAUGGAA
Molecule: messenger RNA, 3893 nt
Organism: Nannospalax galili (Upper Galilee mountains blind mole rat)
Lineage: Eukaryota; Metazoa; Chordata; Mammalia; Rodentia; Spalacidae
Gene: Sun2
Product: Sad1 and UNC84 domain containing 2
Exons: 18
Coding region: 283-2469 (728 amino acids)
Biological process (GO): nuclear envelope organization
Cellular component (GO): meiotic nuclear membrane microtubule tethering complex; nuclear envelope
Molecular function (GO): protein-membrane adaptor activity
Source: RefSeq, a predicted model, not a curated record